Molecule: messenger RNA, 826 nt
Organism: Chelmon rostratus (copperband butterflyfish)
Lineage: Eukaryota; Metazoa; Chordata; Actinopteri; Chaetodontiformes; Chaetodontidae
Gene: mrpl34
Product: mitochondrial ribosomal protein L34
Exons: 2
Coding region: 74-448 (124 amino acids)
Biological process (GO): translation
Cellular component (GO): ribosome; mitochondrial large ribosomal subunit
Molecular function (GO): structural constituent of ribosome
Source: RefSeq, a predicted model, not a curated record
AUUCGCAUGGAGACUGGCAGACCUGUGACAUUCACAGUUCAUCUGUCUGUGUCGACUAUAUAAAUAUCUAAAUAUGAACAUUAUACUGUCGUCUUUUUCCCGACUGCGUGGAAUAACUCAUUUCACCAGCAUCGCUGCAGGGAACCCUCAUGUAAAUGGCACCUCUCACCUUAGAUUAUUUAGCAACUGGGUUGUGCCCAGAGCAGCUGCAGGACUUCAGAUUUCCAGAUGUGGGCCGCUUUCUUCACAGGCUGAGGGUUCAGGAGUAUUCCAACAGCUUCCUUGGCAAUACCAGCAGGUACGGACACGGAAAAGAGGAACAGAGUAUCAGCCCAAGAACAUCAAACGCAAGAGAACUCAUGGCUGGAUCAAAAGGAUGAGCUCAAAAAGCGGCAUUGAAAUAAUUCUACGUCGCAUGUUGAAGGGACGGAAAUCACUCUCACACUGAAGGUUCCUAUUGGAAAACCAAGAGACUUUCAGGAAAGAGACAUUGGAUCUGAAAACGAGCUUGUGUGCUGGGUUAAGUGGUAAUACUGGGUGUGGGUUGGGUUUGACAUGACCAAUACAAUCAAAAUGGGCGGGAGAUUGAAAACUGGCCUUUCAACAAACAAGUUGCAUUUGCCAUGGGUAAAAAGAAGCCUGGUAGUUUCACCGUUAUUUCUGGUCCAUAAUGUUUUCUUCAUCAUCACUAAAUGUUUUUUUUUUUCUUUUUUUGCUUGUAAUUUUGUUCAAAGACAAAAUUUGUAUUUAAAAUCAAUGUCAUUUAUUUUUUUCUCAAAUGAAAACAUCAGUUCUUUUUGACUGGAAAUAAAAACCAUCCCUGCAG